This is a messenger RNA of Astrephomene gubernaculifera, 14938 nucleotides long. The record is from the annotation of a GenBank genome assembly. NCBI's taxonomy places the organism in Eukaryota, Viridiplantae, Chlorophyta, Chlorophyceae, Chlamydomonadales, Astrephomenaceae.
UAGUUUGCUGCUGCUUGCAGCGUUGCUGUCCCUGACCUUAUGUGCCUGCACAUUUAAUGGAGCAUGGCCAGCCAUGCUUCUAGCAAAGUAACCUCUACUCCUCACCGCCCCCGCCCACUGUCUCCACUACUACCGUCCGCAGGCCCACAACCACCACGUCUUCCGCGUCAUGUUCGCGCGCAUGUUCGGCAACGCGGGCGUGCCCGACCAGAUCGAGGAGCUACUCAUGGACAUCUCCCGUACGGCAAAUACGGAUGAGGACGACGGCGGUUUGCUUGUCGUACAUCGCCCCAUCAUGUCGCCCGGCCGGGUGCCUACCUCGGAAGGCCAAACAACCGUCAGCGGUCGUGGUUCGGCAGAGGGCGCGAAUCCCUCCGUGCUGGUUCCCUGUCCCGCUGCGUUUGAGGAACCCGGGGACGGUGUGCCCCCAAUGGGUGUUGCGGAGUACGGGCUGGCCGCACUGACUGAGUCGUCGCUGCUCGCGUCACUGCCGACACUGCAUGCGUUACAACAUGCCGGGUCGUAUCUCGUCGCCAUUCAGGCGCGCGACAUCUUCGGCAUGCAGUUGCUGCCCACUCGCAACAUCUUUGUGCUCCGAGCGACGCGCGACAAGGUCGCCGCCGAACAUCAGGCGUACCUGGAUAGUCGGCGACGACCGACGACUGCGGCGAUCUCGGCACCAACCUCAAUCUCGGUCGGCGGUACGGUGUUCGAGUCGCGUCCUUUCCGAGCAGACGACUCCAUUGACCUCAUUACUUACCUCAACAUCCAAGAAGGCGUUCGCAACGAGGAAGUACACGACCUGCGCACCCGUACCUGCCAGCAGCUGGCGUACAUCAUUGCUGACGCAGCGGACGAAGCGUUACGCGCCGCGGCGGCGGCCGCCGCCGCUGCCGCCGUCGCCGCAUUCGAACGCGCCGGCGGCAAGCCGCGACAUCCCGGCGGCGGCAACUGGCGUCAGGGCAGCAACCCAUCCGGCAAUGGGCUACCAUGGACAUCCAAGCAGCCGGGAUCUGUGCUGUCGUACACGGGCGCUCGAGCGCAAGCAAUGGCGCAGCAGGCCGCGGCGCAGGCUGCCUUCGACCCGGUGCCGUUCUUCCGGCUGACGUCCACACUGAACGUCGCGCUGUUUUACUCGCUGAGGACGUGGCUGCUGAAGGAUCUCGAGACGUACGCCGCCGCAAUGGAGUUGUACGGCACCGGCGGUGUCGACAUUCACUUGUAUGAUGGUGUACCGCAGGAGGUUGGGCCCAACGGUAAGCCCCUCGUUGAGGCGCCAACGACCGCAACGGCUCCAGGGAGCGCGACGGCCGCAAAGGACGGCACUACCACCACCGACAGCAGCAGCACAACGGCUCCUGCAACAACAAACGUUGGCGGCUCUUUCUUCAAGCUUGGUACGCAGCAGCAGCAGCAAGGCAACAACGCCGGGGGGGCUAACAAGGGCCCUCCGCCCAUCUCCUCUUCGCCUCCGAUAUCGCACCGAGGUCACGGCUGCGCUCCGCUGUUCUGCGUGACGCUUGAGGUGGUGGAUGGGAAGGUCCGCUUCUCACCACCACUGGAGACUCUGUGCCAGCGCCUGGUGGAUUCCGUCACGCUAGCCCUGGAGGCCGUAAACACGCUACCCGGCCUAGAGAUCUCCCUGCGCCAAACCUACAAGGACGCCUACCCCGUCGCAGCGCAUGGAGCCGCGGGUACCGCCAUGGCCGCAGCAGCCAUGGCGGCGGCUGCGGCGUCCACCGCUGCGGCGGCGGCUGCCGCCGCCGCCGCCAACGGCGCCGCGGGUCCGGAGGCGGCUGCCGCUGCGGCUGCUGCGUUGCUGGUACCCUUCGAGGUGACUGCGACACUCAAGAUGCCGCCCAUCUUGGACGUCACCACGCCUGAGGUGGUGGCGGCGCUGCAGCGGAUACUGGACGCCGCCGAGAGCAGUCGGCGGCGCUGCGAGGCCCUGCUGAUGAGCUUCCAGGAGCACACCAGCCUGCUGGGCGCGGACACGGUGAUGCUGCGCUGCCGCCUGAGCAUCAGCCGCCGGGCGGCCAGCAUGGACGACUGGGUGGACAUGAUUGAGAAGUACAGCGCCCAAGAGGCCGCCAUCCGCAGCGGCAUGCCCUCCGAGGCCUGGCUGGGGCUGUUCCGGCUGGACUGCCGCGGGCUGAAGGACCACCUGGCCUCGCGCGCGCGGGAGCUGCGGGACCAGAUCCUGCACUGGCUGCAGGCGGAUGCGGCGGACGCGGCCAAUACCACUCUGCUGCGGCUCAAGGAGCCCGCCGACGUGCUUGCCGCGGGUGCGGUGGACCUGGCUGCGCUGCACACGGUUCGCGAGCUGCUGCCCCGCGUGACGGCCAUGGUGGGCGAGGUGCAACCCUACCUGGCCACCAUGCGGGUCAACUCCGCCAUCAUGAACAAGUUCAAACACCCGCUCCCCGAUGAGGAGUUCGGUGACAUCUGGACGGCGCUCCGGCUGCCGGUGAUCGCGCAGGAGCUGGCAACGGAGCGGCUGAUCCACAUGCGGGAGGACGAGGAGAGGUGCCUGGACCUGCUCAAGAGGGACCUGCACGCCUUCUGCGAGCACGUUGCGUCGCUGCGGCGGCGGGUGGCGGAGCGGCAGCGGCUGGCGGACGAGAACAAUGUGGACCGAUACGUGGAGCAGUGCGUGGAGCUGGACGCCGACCUUAUUUCCGCCAUCGAGCGCUCCCAGGCCCUCAACCGCAUGGAGCUGCUGGCGGGCUGGGAGCACACCAACUUCGAGACGCUGCCGGCGCUGAGGAGGCAGCUGCAGCCGUACGCGGACCUGUGGCGGCUGGUCCAGGGCUUCCGCGAGCAGUACCAGACCUGGAUGUACUCACCGCUCUUCGCGUUCGACCUGGACGUGCUGGAGACGCGCGUGCCGGGCUGGGCACGGCUGGUGGCCAAGCUAGACCGGGAGCUCAAGGGGCCACCGCAUGCUGUCGCCCGCAAGUACCACAAGCGGAUCAGCGACUUCGAGGCCUUCGUGCCGCUCAUCCGCGCCAUGCGCACCAACGGACUGAGGCAACGGCACUGGGCGCGGCUGUUCGAGGAGGUGCAGGCCCUGUCCAAGGUGGAUCGAGACAUCUGGACGCUGCACUCGCUGCUGGCCCUGCGGGUGCACGAGCACAUGGCGCUGGUGCGCGACCUGGCGGACAUGGCGGCGAGGGAGCUGACCAUCGAACAGAGCCUGGACAAGAUUGACGCGGGAUUCCACGCGCUCAUGCUGGCUCUGGCGCCCGUGCCGGAGAGCGGGUAUGCGGACGUGGUGACCCUGAUCAACGGCGAGGACCUGCUUCGCUUCAUCGACGACGCGCAGCUGCGGGUGCGGGGGCUGUCCACCUCCUUCUACGUGGGCCCCCACCGCGACUCGGUGGCGGCCUGGGACGAGAUGCUGAGCAGCGUGCGCGCCAUCCUGGAUGCGUGGCUGGAGGUGCAGAACAGGUGGAACCACAUCGCACCGCUGUUCGGGGCGCAGGCGUUCCAUGAGCAGCUGCCGGAAGAGGGCGUUCGCUUCGAGGAGGUCACCAUCGAGUGGCGCGCCUGCCAGUCCGUGGUAAAGCGGCACUGCAAGGUGUCGGAGCUGACCCGCCACACUAACCUGGCCUCGCAGCUGCGAGCCAUGUCAGCCAAGCUGGAGGGGGUGGCGCGGGGCGUGAUGGAGUACCUUGACGUGAAGCGCGCGGGCUUCCCGCGGUUCUACUUCCUGGGUAAUCUGGAGAUGGUGGAGAUGAUGGUGGGCUCCCACGACCCCGCCGCCCUGGAGGCCUUCCUGCCCAAGUGCUUCCCCGGGGUACGCAAGGUGGGCUGCGUGAAGGUGGCCUCGCCCUCCAACCACAAACCCAACACCGGCGCCUCGGGGUCCGUGGACAGCCUGCGCUCCGGCUCCGCCACCCCCGCCUCCUCCGCCUCGCCGCCCGGCACCGCUUUCUACCCGGGGCGGCACCCGGGGGCACACACGCCCGAGCCGCCGGGGGGUCUGGCGGGCUUGGCGGCGUUCCUGCCUGGGUUCGGGCUGUCGGCGGCGGCGGCUGCGGGCAUGAACUCGCCGACGCGGGUGUGGGGAGGGCCGCGGAUUGAGUCGCUGAUUUCGAAUGAGGGGGAGGUGCUGGCGCUGCGGACGAUUGUGGAUCUGCAGGACCCCCGCACCGGCAAGCGCUGCGACGUGGAGUACUGGAUGAGCGAGCUGGAGCGGCAGAUGCGCGGCAGCCUGCGGGAGACGCUGCGGUUCGCGCUGGAGGCGGCGGGGCUGCAGACCUUCGCCGCCUGGCUGCUGGCGUGGCCCGCGCAGUGCCUGCUGGCGUGCACCAGCAUCAACUGGUGCCGCGACAUUCACGAUAUAUACCAGGCUGGCGCCCCCUUCUCCACCCCCCUCCGCCGGCUUGAGGACAUGCACCGCUCCCAGAUCCACACGGUGGUGGACCUGCUGCUGGGGGGGACCCUGAGCCCCGUGCAGCGGGGGCUCAUGGAGAACAUGAUCAUAACAAAGGUGUACCACAACGAGGUGACCGCCCGUCUGCGAGAGCGGCGGCUGGACAGCGACAACGACUUCGAGUGGAUCAAGGUGCUGCGCUUCUAUCUGGAGGGUGCGGACUGCAUCGCCCGCUGCGGCUACACCACCUACCCCUACGGCUAUGAGUACCUGGGCAACAGCCCGCGACUGGUCAUCACGCCCCUCACCGAGCGAGCCUUCUCAUCCAUGAUGGCGGCGGUGCACCUGCACUAUGGGGGCGCGCCGGAGGGGCCGGCGGGCACCGGCAAGACGGAGACGGUGAAGGAGCUGGCCAAGUGUCUGGGCAAGCAGUGUGUAGUGUUCAACACCACAGAGCAGCUGGAGAGCGGACACCUCACUCGGCUGCUCAUGGGGAUCAUAUCCACGGGCGCGUGGGCCUGCUUCGAUGAGUUCAAUCGCAUGGACAUGGAGGUGUUGUCCGUGGUGGCGAAGCAGAUCAUGGUCAUACAGACCGCCCUGGCUGCGGGGCAGCGCUACACGGUGUUCGAGGGACGCACCAUGUACAUCAACAACUCCCUCGCCAUGUUCGUCACAAUGAACCCCAUGUACGAACACAGAUCCGUACUGCCAUCAAACCUAAAGGCCCUCUUCCGCCCUGUCGCCAUGAUGGUCCCCGACUACACCAUGAUCGCGGAGGUGUCGCUAUACGCGGCGGGGUUCCAGACGGCGCAGCUGCUGGCGACAAAGCUGGUGUCGUGCCUCAAGAUCGCGGGCGACCGCCUAUCCGCCCAGCGCCACUACGACUUCCAAAUGCGCACCCUCAAGUCCGUUCUCCUCAUUGCCGCCCAGCUACGAAGCGAACGAGCCCUGGAGGCCCUCGCAGCCAAGGCGGCAGCGGCAGCCGCCGCCGCCGCCGCCGCGGCAGCGGCUGCUGCUGCUGCCCAGCAACAACAACAACAGCAACAACAACAACUCAUCUCCCCUGCCCGGUCACCCUCCCCACAACCCGUGAGCCUCACCAAUGUGGCUGCAUGGGUGGACGCCGUACCUCGAUCACCCUCACCCCCGCCGCUGCCGCCGCCGCCGCCACCUCCGCCGCCGCCGCCGGCUCCGCAUGUCAGCGCCAGCGGUCGCGUCGCCAAGGAGGCUGUGGGGCGGCUGAGCGAGCAGGAGGAGGCGGCGCUGUGCAAGGUGGCGCUGCUGCGGUGCAACAUGAGCAAGCUGCAGCAGGAUGAUGUGGCCAUCUUCACCAGCAUGGUGGAGAGGGAGUUCCCGCAGGGAGUCCCCAUGGACCCGCUGCACGCCACCAUCGAGCGCUACCUGCACGACGCAGCGGAGGCCUGCGGCAAGAAGGCCACCCCCGAGCUCAUCCUGCGCGCACUGCAGCUGCACGACAUGCUGUCUAUCCGCACCGGCAUCAUGCUGCUGGGCCCCGCGGCGUGCGGCAAGACCACCAUGUGGGCGCUGCUGCAGCGCGCGCUGAGCCGCGUGGAUGAGGAGGCGGGGGUGGGGCCGGUCACGGUGCAUGAGAUAUUCCCAAAGGCCGUACACCCCAGCCACCUGUACGGCUCCUACAACACCGCCCACCAGCACUGGAUCGACGGUGUGCUCACCGCAGCGCUGCGGGUGGCCUGCAGCCGCAGCACGGGGGGGGGCCGCGCCUGGCUCAUCCUGGACGGUCCAGUGGACACUCGCUGGGUGGAGGCGCUGAACCCCGUGCUGGACGACAACCGCACGCUGUGUCUGAGCAGCGGCGAGAUGAUGCCGCUGCGGGAGGGGGUGAGCUUGCUGCUAGAGACGGACUCCAUCACGCACGCCUCCCCCGCCACUGUCAGCCGUUGCGGCGUGGUGUACAUGUCGCCGCCCGCGGACCUGUGGCGGUCGGUGCUGGAGUGCUGGCUGGAGAGGCUGACUCCCCCCGUGUCCGAGCACGUUGGCAAGAUCCGCGCCACGCUGUGCUCCGUGUUCCCCGACCUGCUGCGCGCCUACACGGACAGCGCGGAGGUGGACGCGUGGGCGCCGCGGCACCAGCCCACCACCAUCAUGGUGGGGGUGCUGCGGCUCAUGGAGGCGCUGCUAACACAGUUCUGCCAGCCCCGCAGCUCCGACAGCGGCGACCGCCCGCUGCAGGCGCGGCUGGAGGCUGCCAUCCUGUUCUCCACCGCCUGGGCCUUCGAGCCCUCGCUGCACCAGAAGAGCCGGCCCUUCUUCAACAUCCUGCUCAGACAGCUGAGCGCCCGCAGCAUCACCUACGACGCGGAGCGCGGCGGUGUGACGGUGGAGACUCGGUCCAUGGGCUUCCACAUCAGCCUGCCCACGGAGGGCAGCGUGUUCGACUACAUGUUCGACUUCGCAUCGCUCAAGUGGAUCAGCUGGCAGGACCACCUGCGCAUGCUGUCCGACUGGACCCGCCUCUCCGUCACCCCCGGCACCUUCAUCCCCUUUGGCUUCCGCAGCCUGGUGCAGAGCAACGGACCCAGCGGCACGCAGGCGGGCGGCAGCGGCAGCAGCAAGGCGUUCAUACUCACAGCGGACAACCUGCCAGCCAUCUACCUGCUGCGCGCGCUCAUCACACACAAGUGCAACAUACUGGUGUCGGGACCCACGGGUGUGGGCAAGACCUCCCUCCUCAACGCCCUGCUCUACAGCGCCAAGGACUGGAUGGCCAAGACCACAGCCGGCAGCGAGGACGACGAGGACGCGGUGCGGGAGAGCCCCUCACUUGGCGGCCCGGAGGAGGAGGAGAAGGAGGGGUCCACGGCUGCUGCGGCUGCUGCGGCCGCGGCGGUGGCGGCGGCUGCCUCCGUGGCGGCGGUCGUGGGCCCAAUGGAGGAGCCCGAGGGGGGCAGUCGGCUGGGAGAGGGCGAGUCAUACACCGACGAGGCCCCCUCCGCAAUGAGCCAGGCGGACGAGCUGCCCACCGCCCCGGGCAGCGCGCAGGGCGGCAAGCCCGGCUCCGCGCUGUCUGGCGAGUCCGUCAGUCCGCUAGACGUGCUGUACCUCACUCUGAGCAGCCAGAGCUCCGCACGCGGCAUCAAGCGCAUGUUGGAGGGGUUGCUGACGCGGCGGCGGCGCAUGGUGCUGGGGCCGCCGGUGGGCAAGACGGCGAUACUGUGGGUGGACGAUGUGAAUGCGGCGGGGCGGGAUGCCUUCGACACGCAGGCCGCCCUGGAGGUGCUGCGCCACUGGACCAUCAGCAGCAGCUGGCACGAGGAAGACAGCACUCGCAACAAGGAGGUGGUGGAGACCUGCCUGCUCGCCUCGCUCACAACGGCAGCGCACUCAAAACCCUGCCCUCGCCGCUUCCUGUCCCAGCUGAUGAUGGUGGCUCUUCCUCCCAUCAGCCACAGCGGCUUCCACUCCAUCUUCACCGACAUGGUUAAGAAGAGCAUGACGGCAAACACAACACUGCCUAAUGCACUGGUUGAUGUGCUGGUUGAAGCCACACUCGACCUCUACCGAAAGGUGGUGUCGGAGCUGCUGCCCUCGCCCACCAAGCCCCACUACGUCUUCUCCAUCCUGCACGUGGCGCAGGUGUUCCAAUCCAUCUUCCACGCCACCCGCGCCAGCCGCUCCACGCCCGAGCAGAUGGUGCGUGUGUGGCAGCACGAGGUCCUGCGCGUGUUCUAUGACCGCCUGCUGGAGCCGGCGGCACGGAAGUGGAUGGUGGAGACGGUGCAGGAGGUGAGCAACCACUUCCUGUCCGCCUACGGCCCGCUGGUCCCGCCCGACCCCACGGAGAUACUGCUGUGCACCUUCGCCACCACCGCGGGGGGCUACGAGCUGGCGGAGCACGUGCUGCGCAAGGCGGACAACGACAGCACGGCGGCGGACAACUGUCUGGAGGGGGAGAGCUCCGGGGAGACGGCGGGGGGCGGCGGGGGGUUGAGCGCUGAGCCCAGCGGUGUGACGUUUGGGGGGAGCAGCAGCGGCGGAGCGGGGAGGAGCGGGGAGGGGGGUGAGGAGGGAGGUGGUGGUGGAGGAGGAGGAGGUGGGAGGAGCGGAGGAGGUGCGAGUAGCACGACGGGUGGAGGUGGGAAGGGAGGGCAUAAACGGGGGAAGGGCAAGGACCGGGAUAGAGAUCGGGACCGGGAUAAGGACCGAGAGGGGGAAAAGGAGAAGGAAGGAGCAAGCGAGGGUGGCGCGGAGGGGGCCCCGGCCACAUCCGCUACCGACGUCACCGUUAUCAAGGGACGCGGGUUGGUCGUCACGGGGCCGGGCGGCAUCUCCGUCAAGGUGAACACCUCCGCCGCCGCGGCAGCAGCGGCGGCGGCCGCCGCCGCCGCCUCCUCCCGCGCCGCGGUGCUCCCCCCCAGCGUCGUCCUCGCCGCCUCCACGGUGCUUCCCCAGAUGUCGGGUGACAGGGCUCUGGAGCGGCUGUACGCGCUGGGUCCAUGGGUUGACGACGGUCGGCCGCUGCGGACGGUUGUGGAGGAGCGGCUGCUGCUGGUGGCGCAGGAGUUCGCGGACCAGCUGUUCGGCGGGCGGGGGCCGGUGCAGGAGAGCAUCUUCGUGUUCCGCAAUGCGCUGAUGCACCUGGCGCGCAUCUCAAGGGUGCUGUCGAUGGACCAGGGCCACCUAAUGCUGCUGGGCCCCCCCGGCUGCGGCCGCCGCACACUGGCCCGCCUGGCUGCCUUCAUGUGCCGCUGCACGCUGCUGGAGGCCAAGCUGAAGGACGAGCAGAAGGGGUUCGCGUGGCGAGACAUGAUCAAGAGCGCGCUGCUGUCGGCGGGCGUGCAGGGCAGGCCCGUGUGCGUCCUCCUAGUGGACCUGGGCCGCCCCUGCUCGCGCAUGUUGGACGACGUGGACCAGCUCAUGAGCACCGGCUCGCUGCCCGACCUGUUCAAACCCGAGGAGGUGGCGGCGGUGACGCAGCAGCUGAAGCCCAUGGCGCGGGCGGCGGGGUUGACGUGGACGGACUUUGACCGCAGCGGAGGCACCAGCGACAACGUGUUGCGCCAGUUCUUCCUGGAGCGCUGCCGGGCCAACCUGCACUUCACGCUGGUGCUGGAGGCGGAGCCGGCGGUGCUGCAGCGCAAGGUGGUGGCCUUCCCCAAGCUCUUCCAGGCGGUGGCGGUCAACACAGUGGACGAGUGGGACAGGGACGCGCGCAUGCAUGUGGCCGAGCGCUUCCUGGUGUCCCCCGAGGCGCUUGCGGUGGACCCCGAGGCGUGGGGCCGCGUGCUGCGGUGCGCGGUGGACAUGCACGGCGCGCUGAAGCCGCAUGUGGCCCGGCACAACAGCAAGGCGGGCUACAACACCUCCUUCAUGGCCACCGCGGUGCAGUUCCUCAGGCUGCUGCGGCUGCUCAAGUCCAUGGUCCCCCACCGGCGCCAGGUGGUGUCCACGGCGCGUCACAAGUACCUACGGGGAGUGGCCAAGAUGACGGACAUGCAGGACAAGCUGAGCGCGCUGAGGGGGCAGAUCGCGUCAAUGGGUCCCGAACUGGAGCGCAGUCGCGCCGAGGUGCUCGCCCUGAUGGACCUCAUCGGGCGGCAGAAGGCGGAGGCGGAGGCGGCGCUGCAGCACUUCCUGCCCGCAGAGGCCUCCGCGCAGGCGGCGGUGGCGGAGUGCGAGGCGCUGAGAGCGGCGUGCGAUGCGGCGCUGCGGGACGUGAUGCCGCCGCUGCAGGCGGCGCUGAGGGAGCUGAGGCGGAUCGACAAGGGCUCGAUUGCGGAGCUGAAGGUGAUGAGGAGUCCUCCCGUGGGUGUGAAGCUGGUCAUGCGCUGCAUUUGCAUCAUGCUCGGCCGCAUUCCCCCCCUGGUAGCUGCCCUGGAGGCCCGCGCCGCUCUGCGCCCCUCCUCGCCCUCACGCCUCUUUUCCACCUCCUCUCCCGGCGCCCCCGGCGGUAGCAGCAGCUACCCCUCCUCCCCCGGCGUCUCCUUCACCGCACUCGUCCGCCGCACCGCCUCCAACCCCGGCACUGGCCCCCCACCCUCCCUCGACCCCAACGACCCCAUGAACCCCGCCCACCCCCACCACCGCGCCGUCGCCAUGGCCUACAACGCCAUCUACGCCCUGAACAACCCCGAAGCGGAGGACCCAUCGGUGUCUGAAGCCUGGUGGUCGGAAUCCAUCAAACUUCUGGCGGAUUUCCACUUCCUGGAUAUGCUGCUGGGGUACGACAAGGACGCCAUGACGCCCCAAGUCGCGGCGCAGAUUGAGGUGUUUGUGACGAAUCCCAUGUUUGACCCGGUUGCGAUGGAGCGGACGAGCAAGGCGGCCGCGGCGAUCUGCAAGUGGGUCAAGGCAAUGGACAUGUUCCAAAAGGGCCGGAAGCUUGUCGACCCCCGCCGCGCCGCCCUGAUGGAAAGCGAGGACCGGCUGCUGGCGCAGCAGGGGCGGCUGCAGGAGAACCACCGCAAGCUGACGGCCAUGCAGCAACGCAUUGCGGAGCUGGAGGGCAAGCUGCAGCAGGCUCAGGCCUCCCGCGACCGCCUUGACGCCGACAUGGCGGUGGCUCAGCGGAAGAGCGAGCAGGCGCAGCUGACCAUAGCGGCGGUGGUGCGGGAGGUGGGUCGCUGGCAGAACAACGCGGAGGUGCAGGACAAGCGGCAUGCGGAGGUGCUGGGGGAGGUGCUGCUGUCGGCGGCGCACAUCGCGUACCUGGGGCCGGUGACGGGGACCAUCCGGGUGCAUGUGGAGGAUGACUGGCAGGACCUGCUCCGCCUGGCCGGUGUGGUGGCCCCCCGCCCCUUCAAGCUGGCGGACGUGCUGGCCUCGCAGGCGCAACAAGACACAUGGCGCGACUCCGACCUGCCGCACAGUCGUACCGCGGUGGAGAACGCGGGCAUCAUGGCGGCGUGCGGGGGCUGGGUGCUGCUGCAUGACCCGCAGGAGCUGGGCUACCGCUUCAUCAAGGGCUUCUACGGCGGCGACGUGUGGCUGCAGGGCAUUGGCGGUCGGCCCGUGGUCACCUUCGUGGUGCUGGACCAGUCGGACCCCGGAUACAAUGAGCAGCUGUUCAAGGCCAUCGAGAUGGGCGCCACAGUGCUGCUUGAGAACUUUGACGACGACAUGGACGACCUCACCGAGCAGCUGCUGGCGUGCAGGCUGGUGGGCGACACGCGGGGGGCGGUGGCCAUACGGCUGGGGGACAACCUAAUACCCUACCACAAGGACUUCCAGCUCUUCGUGACCACCCGCCUCCGAGCUCCCCGCUUCCCAGCUGACAUGUUGCGCCACGUCACCGUGGUCAACUUCUCCAUCACUCGCGGCCAGCUGUGCGAGCUGCUCAUCACCGCCACCCUGCGCCACGAGAUGCCGGAGCUGGAGCAGGAACACCUGGUCCUCACGCGGCAGAAGGCCAAGGGCGAGGCGGACCUGGUGCAGCUGGAAAACACGGUGCUGCAGGCCAUCACCGCCACCAGCACUGAGGAGCUGCUGGAGGAGAGCCAGGUGUACCAGCUGCUGCGAACACUGCAGGAGUCCACGGACGCCAUCAAGGCCAAGGUGGCCCGCAUAGAGGCCUCACAAAAGGCAAUCAACGCGGUGCGCGCCGACACCGAAAAGUAUUUCGUCGCUCGCGUGGUUCCCUUCUUCUUCUGCCUGGCCGACCUGGCCAACGUACGGCACACCUACCAGUUCGGACUGCACUGGUUCAUGCGCCUGUUCAACGACGCGCUGGUGACGUGCCUGAAGAACAACACCGGCAAGGCGAGGCUGGCGAGUCUGACCAUGCACUUUACCACCAUGUUCUACGCGAAUGUGAGUCGCUCGCUGUUUGACGAGGACAAGCUGCCCUUCGCGGUGAUGAUGAUGGUGCGGUUCUUGGAGGCCAGCGGCUACGUGACCAAGGACGAGGCCAACCUGCUGCUAUACGGCCGCGCCACCGACAGCACCUACACCGCCAAACCCACCUUCAUGCGCCUCGCCUCGGGCCGGGCGGGCCUGGGUCGCCUGGCCGGCCACCAGCGCUCCCGCAACGGCUCCGCGCACACCCCGCAGCGGCUCCGCGCCCAUAGCACCCGCUCGCUGCGACACCACAGCAUCACCGCGAUGAGCCGCGGCGCCACCGCGUCUGGAGCCCCCAUGAUACCCCUGUUCCCGAUUCCGGGAUCUGCUGCAGCGACGGGUGCGGGUGUGGAGGGCAACAGCGGCAGCGGCGGCACCAGCAUGGGCGGCGGGGCGACCACCGCUGGGUCCUCAGCAGGCGGGGCGCUGGAGCCGACGGCGUCGCAGCUGGUGAUUGAGGGGUUCGAUUCCGCGGCGGCGGCGGUGGCGGCGGUGGCGGCAGCGGGGGGCGGCCUGCCGGGUGGUGUUCUGCCGGGGGGUAUGAUGGCGGGGGCUGUGUUGGAGCCCUACCAGCUGCACGCGGCCAUGGGCGCCGUGACGCCGGACUCGCCCGGCGAGUCGCUGUACCACCCGCCACGGCGGGGAACACGGAGCGGCCGACAGCAGCCGCAACAGGAGGAACAGGAGCAGGGACAACAGGAGCAGCAGGAACAUCAACCCAGGGAGGGCUCCUCUUCUGUAGAGCCUUUCAAGGAGCAGGAGGGCUUGGCCGCGGCCCGAGCGGCCCUCUCCGCUGCCGACGGGAGCGCGGAAGCCCGGCCGGAGACGCCGGAUAACGGCGUUGGAGACCCCUUCAACGGGCUCUUCAAGCGCCGUGGCGGCAGCAAGGCGGCUGCUGCUGGCCUAGCCGGCGGCAGCUCCCCGACUGCUCUCCCCAGCUCACCCAGCCGCCUCUCCCAAGCCAGCAAAGGCACCGCCACUGCCGCCGCUACCUCCUCCUCCACCACCGCCGCCGCCGCCACCAUCCAGCUCUUCCCCGUCCGAUCCCCCUCCCACUCCACCACCACCAUCGGCGCCGUGGCGGACCCGCUGCUUCCCUUCCUCUCCGAGCAGCGCUCCCGGCGGCUGUCGGGGCUGCUGCCCUCGCUGCUGUCCAACGACGCCGGCGCGCCCGCCUACCUGCCCGAGGAGCUGCGGCCCGACUGGAUGCCGGAUGACAGCUGGUCGCGACUGCGGGACCUGGGCAAACUGCAACCGUACAACCGGGUGCUUCCUGCACUGCUGGAGGAUGAGGAGGGGUCGGAGGCGAUGCGGCAGUACUGGGAGGCGCUGGCGAGCCUGGAGAGUCCCUUCCAGGUCCGCGACCCCGCCGCGCCCGACCCGCUCGACCCGCCCCACCCGCGCCUCCGCGAGCUCAACACCUUCCAGCGGCUGCUGCUGGUGCGCUGCCUGCAGCCCCGCGGCUUCGUGCCGCAGGCGCAAGCAGCCGUGCGGGAGUACCUGGGCCCCGCAUGCGUGGCAAAUGAGCAGCUGGUGGAUUUCGAAGCCAUCUUUGCGGUGACGGAGGCCACCAUGCCCAUCGUGCUGAUCAGUUCCACCGACCACACGCUGCCCUUCCUGCAGCAGUUCGCGGACAGUCGGGGGAUCAGUGUGAUGCACAUGGCCAUAGGGCGCGGGCAGGGGGCGGCCACGGACCGACUGAUUCGAGCGGCAGUGUCUCUGGACCGCUGGGUCAUCCUGGAGAACAGCCACCUGGCGGGCGACUGGAUGCCCAGCCUGUGCCGCCUGGUGCAGGCGCUGCCGCUGCUCAAGCCGCACACCAACUUCCGCCUCUGGCUCACCACCGUGCCCACCUCCGCCUACCCAGACAUCAUCCUGCAGUCCUCGCUGAAGCUCGUGAUGGACCCCCCGCACGGCAUCAAGGGCAACCUCAUCCAGGUCAUGUCACAGCUGCCCGUGGAGGUAGCCAGCAACAGUCGCUACGCGCAACAGUCGCUGCCCAGCUACGGAGCGGAACGAGACCCGGCUGCUGGAACGGGGGAGCCCAAGGACGACGUCAUCGGUCGCAAGGUCACGAUUCUUCCGCCGGAAUGGAAGCAGCUGGUGUUGCGGCUGUGUCUCUUCCACGCGCUGCUGACCGAGCGGUUGCAGUACAGGGCGUUGGGGUGGCGGCGGCCGUACGAAUUCACGGCGGCGGACAUGCUGAGCGCGAUCAACCAGAUCAUGUCCAUCGUGCACACGCAGCCCUGUGUGGAUAUUGAGAGCACGCUGCCGGGGUUGCUGCAUGUGGUGGGGCAGUGCUUGUACGGCGGGAAGGUGACGCAUGAUUGGGACCGGCGGCUGCUGGUGUGCCUUCUGAGUCAGCAGUUGCUGCCGUACGAGGGAUCCGCGGCGACCACUGUGGAAAGCCUGCUUCCCGAGCGCCUGGCCAGCUGCACCUGCGACCUCUCCACUGUCUCCAAGGAGCUCCGAAACCUGGCCAUUCCGCGCGAGGACCCCCGACUGGUUGGCCUCUCCGCCGGCGCCGCCUCGGUCCGCUCCUCGCAAUACACACGGCACGUGCUGGACACCCUCAAACGCGUCCAGCUGCUGCGUUCCACCGACGAGGCCGACCUCACCAAACCCCUGCAGCUGGCGUUGUCAGUGUGUCAGGACCUGUUGAAGCAGCUGCCCAUGCACCCCCUGCCGCAAACACGCAGCGCCUGGGCUGCGCUGGUGUGUCCCGGGUCGGCUGGCGGGCGGGCG